AUGAGCACCCGCCCAUUUUUAUCGCACAUCCCAUCUAGUACUGGACCCAAGAAGGGCCGCAGGAAGGACCCCAUCGAGCAGUUCAUUGGCAGCAACCAGGUGAUACUCCAGUCUGGGUUGAACCAGUUGCGAUACAUGGUGCUCGUUGAGGGACUACUCACCCCUGAAGGAUACGAGACCUGCCCGUAUCGAACGUAUAUCUGGUCUAUUCUAUUGCGGGUGCCCCCGCUAGACACCCAGGACUACUUAAACAUCGUGGCGCAAGGCCCGCCAGGGGUGUACGCCAAGAUCAGAAACGACACGUUCCGCACUCUCACCAAGGACCUGAAGUUCAAGAAGAAGGUAUCAGAGGAGGCCUUGAUCCGUCUUCUCUGCGCUUUUGCGUGGGACUCCACCUUGCCUAUCGGGUAUGUCCAGGGUAUGAACGUACUAGCAGCGCCUUUCUUGUAUAUCAGCAAGAGUGAGACAGAAGCAUUUGCCUUAUUUCAGGCGGUGAUGGAGCGGAAUAUUCCGUUGUAUAUCCUUCCGACGCUCAACGGCGUGCACACUGGGUUGCGACUUGUAGAUAUCUGUUUACGUGUCGUUGACCCCGAACUCUUUGGAUUUCUCCAAUCCAAGUUCUUGAAGGCAGAAAUCUAUGCCUUUGCCUCUGUAUUAACGCUCUCAGCAUGCACGCCUCCGUUGUCCGAGGUACUACACCUCUGGGAUUUUUAUUUCGCCUAUGGUGUACACAUGAACGUCUUGGUGGUUGUUGCUCAGUUGAUCUUGAUAAGGACAAGAAUUUUCGAAAGCAGUCAGCCGAUGACUUUACUCCGCACUUUCCCAGAUUUACAGGCGAAGGAAUUAAUCAAGCUAGCAAUCAGCUUCAUCCCCAAGGUCCCGGAAGACAUAUACAGCCUUCUUGUGCGGCAUCCGUUUGAUUCUGGGAUCCAGGAUAUCGUCAAGAACACAAGGCUAUAA
Babjeviella inositovora NRRL Y-12698 is the source of this 960-nucleotide messenger RNA. RefSeq names its product Bub2p (gene BUB2). Gene Ontology annotation, molecular function: GTPase activator activity. Gene Ontology annotation, biological process: activation of GTPase activity; negative regulation of septation initiation signaling. The transcript is spliced from 4 exons. The coding region runs from base 1 to 960 and encodes 319 amino acids. NCBI's taxonomy places the organism in Eukaryota, Fungi, Ascomycota, Pichiomycetes, Serinales. The record is from RefSeq and is a predicted model, not a curated record. Gene Ontology annotation, cellular component: mitotic spindle pole body.